Messenger RNA from Schistosoma turkestanicum, 2946 nucleotides. The record is from the annotation of a GenBank genome assembly. NCBI's taxonomy places the organism in Eukaryota, Metazoa, Platyhelminthes, Trematoda, Strigeidida, Schistosomatidae.
AUGGAUUAUGAAAAUAUCAAUGAAAUUUUACCAAAGCCAAUAAAUUAUUUUACUGAUUGGAAUCAAAGCACAGAAAUUAAAACUAUGCGUAACCAUGAGAAUACAAUCAUGACAAAAACAUCAAAACAGCUACAUUUUUCAAUUGAUGCCUUGUUAGAUGAUGAGGAUGUUGAAGAUGACAUUAAUGGUGACGUUAAUGACGGUGAUCAUGAGGAUGACGGCGAUGACGGAGAUAACGAAAACAUGGACGCUGACGAUUACACUCAUUGUCGUCAUCGUUUAAAUAGUUCUGACGAAAAUAACUCAGAGCUCAAUAAUAUUAAUAUUGACAACAUUAGUACUAAUGAUCCUGAUCAUCAUUUCAACAGAACCACAACUACAUUAUUCAAUGAAAAUCAAGUUAGUGAUAAUAAAUCCCCUGGGAAAUAUAACAAUGAAAAAUCUAUGAAUAAAUUGAAAAAACGUCAUGACAACAAAUUGCCACGAAUAAAUCAAACUAACAAAAUAUCAACAAAUUUAUCAUUUCAUAAUUACACAAAUAAAGAUACUACUGAUAAUCAUAUAAGUAAUAGUAAUGGUAGUAGUAAUCAUAUUGUCAAUGAAAGAAAUCCUCAUCAACAAAUGUCUUAUUUUAAAAAACAUGAUUUUUUUAAUUCAUUGCAUGAAUUGUCAUUCAAUGAUUAUUUAACAUUUAGUAAUGGUGGGAUUGGAUCUCGAUCAAUUCCACAAAAAUGUACAUUACGUAAGCAUAAACCAAAUCGUCGACCAAGAACACCAUUUACAACUCAACAAUUAUUAGCAUUAGAAAGGAAAUUUCGUCAAAAACAAUAUUUAUCUAUUGCAGAAAGAGCAGAAUUUUCAAAUAAAUUAACAUUAACUGAAACACAAGUAAAAAUCUGGUUUCAAAAUCGUCGUGCUAAAGCGAAACGUUUACAAGAAGUUGAAACUGGCAAGUAUAAUUUAUCACCGAAUGAAAAUUUAGAAUCCGUUCUAAUUGCAGCCAUAUCAACAGCAAAUCAAUUGUCACAGUUUGACACGACAAAUAGUAAUAAUCAUAAUCGUAAUCAUAAUGAUAAAAAUUAUUCAGGAUCCAUAGAUGAUGAGAUGACAUCAUUUCAUACAGUUCCAAUAUCCCCAGCAGCACCACCACCCCCCUCAUCAUCAUCAGCAUCACCAACUCCUCAAUUCACUUCAUCCACAUCAGUUAUUUCAUCGUCGAAGUUUCCACAUCAUCACUCUGUAUCCGCCAAUUCUCGAAUACCAGCAUCUUCCAAUUCACCUCAUUCACCUAUUCAUCAAUAUUUAUGUUCAUGUAUUUCACCGACUCAUCAAUGUACGAAAGAGAAUUGUCACAAUCUUUCUACACCUUGUUUAAUGACAUCAUCAUCAUCAGCAGCAACAAAUUCCUUAUCACCAGCAUCUACUGAUCAAUUUCACACACUGAGUCAUCAGCUGAACAGUAAUACUAAUGCUACUACUAAUACUACUAAUAAGAAUCAUUUCAAAGUACAAUCAAAUCACGACUGUGAACAGUUUUCAUUGAAUCCUAAUCAAUUAAAUUUAUCACCUAAUCAUAAUUUGUCGCAUCAUAUUCAAUACAAUAAUGAGACAUUGAGCUCUAAUCACUUGCCAUUAUUAACAGCUGGUCAGAAUCACAAUAAUAAUAAUAAUAAUCAUACUAAUAAUAGUAAUAAUAAUAAUACCAGUAUUAUUUAUACUCAAACUAAUAAUCAUAGCAUGCCUAGUACAAUACAGAAAACAUCAAAACAUACAAUAUCUUAUUUUUCAAAUGGUCAACGAGCUGACAGUCAACAACAUGUAAUAAAUCAUGAUAAAACUAUAAAAAACGAUACUAAUAAUAAUCAUAAUCUUGCGAAAAAUGACUCCAUGAUUGAUUUUCAAUCAAUCAUGAAUCAUUUCUAUUAUUCAGCGAAUAAUUCCGACAAAACAAAUAAUUUGAAAACUAUUGAAACAUUGAAUAAUACUGAUCCAUUGUCAUUGUUCUAUGCAGCAAAUCAUUAUUAUUAUUAUUAUCAUCAACAAUUGAAUCAAAAUCAUGCUUCAAUUGAUCAUAAUUCAAACAAUCCACAAUCAUUGUUACAGCCUGUAACGAAUACUGAUCAUAUCAGAAUUGGGACACUGUUAGAUCAUAUUCCUAAAGAUGAUGAUUCUUUCUUACAUCAAUCAAGCAUAACAGAUAAAUCCACAGAGUCUAUGUCAUCCAAUCUUCCAUCACUGACAUCCUCAUUACCAGUUACAUUAUCAACAACAUCAAUUUCUGGUUGUUGUAGUACUUCAGCUCCCAAUUCCUCAUCAUCUAUAUCAACAGAUAAACAAAAGUUAGCACAAGAUCUUGUCCAGAUGUUUUACUCUUCAACAUUGAAUUCAUUCAAUCAACAACAAUCAAUUUCACCACCACCUACUAGUUCUUCAUCAUUCACAUCACAAGAUUUACAUGAUUUCAAUUGUUUUUUAUUUAAACGACUUUUCACUGAUGAUGAUGAUGAUAUUCUUCUGUCCAAUCAAACAAUGAAUUCAACAAAUUCAACAUUGAAUCCAUCGACAUUUUCAAAAUUUAUUCCUUCUGCGUUACAAUUAUCAACAUUUAUGAAUUGUUUAGGGAAUUUUAAUUCAACUCAACAAUCAUUCAUUCAUUUCACGUCUUCAUUGUUUCCGUCAUCAUCAUCAUCAUCAUCAUCUACUCAUUCAUCAGUUGUGUUUUCUUCGGAAAGUAACAAUUCUUUUGAAAAUCCCACUAUAACAUCGAUUGCAAAGAUGAAUUUACCUUCAUUUAUUCAAUGUCCAACAUCUUCUGUAUUGUUAGCGGCGGAAUUUCAAACCAAUGUCAAUGAACAACAUUUUAAACAAAAUACCACUAAUAAUAAUAAUAGUAGUAUGAAUGAUAAUCAUCAUAAUUGCAAUAAUGAUACACUGAUUCCAAUUUGA